UUAACAUCUGGAGCAGAGAGGACAACAAUCCUGUUUACACACUGUUGAUCACAGACUGGAUCAUAUGACCAGAGAGAGGAGAAAAGAGGGUGUGAGAAUGAGAGAGAUGAACUGCCAAUGACAGCUGAACAUUCAGGGUUUGGACAGACGACCAAACAGGGAUAAAUAGUAGCUUCUACUUUCCAAAGUUAUGAAUUCUCCAUUUUAUUGGACACUUUGAAAACACUGUCGUCAUGUGGGACAUCGCAGGGGGUUGACUGGACAACUGCAUCUUUUCAACUUCACAGAAGCUGAAAGAGUGACUACCUUCAUGAUGAACUGUGCUGUGAUUCUUCUGUUAACAUCAAGCUGCUUUGCCUGGUCUUCAGCUGCAUAUACCCCCAACAGUGCAGCACCCAAGAAGCUGAAGUAUCUGAUUGACCCGCCUGUGUACCCCGAGGUCGUUGGCCGAAGGGGACAUAAUGUCACCUUGCCGUGUAUUCUGAGGACCAAGCCCAGCCAUUAUAAAGUGAAAUGGACAAAACUGGAGCCAGGACACAUAGGGCCAGAGAAUAUUAUCAUGAUAUCAAAUGCACAUGCCUCUAAGCCAUAUGGCCAUCUUGGACCACGGGCUUCCCUUCGAAAGGCUCACACCAUGGACGCCUCUUUGCAGCUUAGUCAUCUUGAGCUGGAAGACAGUGGCAUGUAUCGCUGUGAGCUGGUCAAUGGCAUCGAGGAUGAGAAUGUUGUCAUAACGUUGAGGAUUGAAGGUGUGGUGUUCCCAUAUCAGAGUGAAAACGGACGCUACAGAUUCACUUUCCAUGAAGCCAAGGAGGCUUGUGCUGAGCAAGAUGGCACAUUAGCCACAUACAACCAGCUCUACAGAGCCUGGACAGAGGGUCUGGACUGGUGUAACGCAGGUUGGCUCCAUGAUGGAACCGUUCAUUACCCCAUAAUCCAUCCUCGACCCGUCUGUGGAGGAGAGCUGCUCCCUGGGAUUCGCUCUUAUGGAACAAGGGAUAAGGACCAUGAUCGGUUUGAUGCCUUCUGCUUCACCUCACAGACAUCUGGCUCUGUCUACUACAUAUCAGGGUCCUUCUCCUUCCAGCAGGCAGGACAUGCAUGUCAACGUCAGGGGGCUGAGUUGGCGUUGGUCGGCCAUCUUUACGCUGCCUGGCGUUUCCAAAACUAUGACCAGUGUGACGGCGGAUGGCUGAGAGACGGCAGCGUACGGUUCCCCAUCAACAACCCCAGGCAGCGCUGUGGAGGCAUCCCAGAGGCAGGGGUGCGCUCAUUUGGAUUCCCUAACAAGAUGGCACACCUUUACGGAGCCUAUUGCUAUAGGUAGCCUCAAAUAAAACCUGACAUGUCUCAGAGCAUCUCAGAGCUGCAUAAACAAGAACAAAUGAAUUUACUGCACAGUAUCAUUUACAGGACUGAACCACCAACAGGACAAAUUACAGUCCCAAGACAGACACCUCACAUCUGAAGCAACAGACAAUUACUGGCAACAGAAUUCUAUGGUUCUAUUUCACUACUACUAUUGACGAAAUUAAAUCAGUCACAUAAUUUAGACCAGCAGUCCCAAACCCUUUUCACACCACGGAUCGGUUUCAUGCAAGAUCAUAUUUUCACGGACCAGCCGUCGGGGCGGGGGGGGGGGGUUCAAAAUUACCGGAAUACAAAUUUGGCAUAAAAAACAAACAAACAAACAAAACAAGGCGUAAAGUGCAUAAUAAAUACAACUCACCAUAACGCAACAGCAGGCAGCAUCAGGUCUCCGUAAACAGUGAAAGACUCCUUAGCCUUAGCAACACGGUUAGCAACGAAGUACGGUGCUCCCGGUGAAGACGUGCUUCUUUUACGUUUUUUUUUUUUUCAAAGACAUUGUAUUCAGGCUUGUCUUUUAAUGCAGGGAGCUUUGUCUCUCUGUGUCAAAGCAGUUUUGGAGGCUUCACUGCCUCAUUUGAUGUUACCUGUUGCCACAUAUUAUGUAGAGCGAGCCUGGAGCACGUGAAUCACCUGUCGCGAUAAGGCCGUAUUUUAAGUUGCUCCACUAAAUGCAGCUUUGUUUUUCUUGACCGUCUUAGGCUUUUCUGCUGUCUCGUCAUUCACAUAGACAUUUGUUUCUAACUCGUUUUAACUAGUUAGCUAGCUAGUUUAGUUUGUCGGGCAUCACAGCCGUGACAGACAGGUGUAUCAGGAGGCACUGACGGAUGUGAUGGGCAGAGAUUCCGGUCAUUUUUCAAAAUAAAACACCCGGCAGGCUCCAAUAGUCAAUAACUUGAAAUAAUCUAAAUUUUUUUAUUCUUUCUGUGCGGAUUUAGACAUUAUAUGAGUGCCACACCACUACUAUUCAUUGUAAACAGGGUUUUUUUAGUCCAAAACAAAAGGUGAGUGGGUUCAGAAACUACUUUAGACAGUAACUCUAAACUCAGAUUAUUUUUUUAGUCUACUUUCUCAACAAGAAAUGAGACUGAAUAUUUCUUCCAUAUGACAAAAAGACAGUACAAAUCUGUGUUAAACUGAUAUAAAGAGAAAUUUUGUUGCUUGUGUCUCCAACAGCUACCAGAAGUAAUAAUCUGUUUACUGUGGUUUAUUUUGGAUAACACCAGCUUCUGUGGCUAAUGGAAUAAUUAGUAGAAUGGAAGUAAAUGGUGAAAAACAUGGUACACAUACACAAUCAUCUUACAGCAAACCUGUAAUAACUUCUUGACAGUUUGUCUGUUUAACAUGACAUUAAACUGCUUCCUGUGAGCAAAGCAGCUAAAAUGUACUUUAAGGAUGAACUGGUUUAUCUGUAAAUUAAUGACAUGUGAUUUAAUUUAUUCAAUAAAGAUAUGUCCACAUAU
Messenger RNA from Lates calcarifer (barramundi perch), 2831 nucleotides. RefSeq names its product hyaluronan and proteoglycan link protein 2 (gene hapln2). The transcript is spliced from 6 exons. The record is from RefSeq and is a predicted model, not a curated record. The coding region runs from base 311 to 1327 and encodes 338 amino acids. Lineage: Eukaryota; Metazoa; Chordata; Actinopteri; Centropomidae. Gene Ontology annotation, biological process: cell adhesion. Gene Ontology annotation, molecular function: hyaluronic acid binding.